UCUCAGAAAUAAACAGACUUUUACUGCUGCGGAGAAAACCAAGUAGGGAAAUGCACAUGGAUCUCUUAUCUCAAUUUUAUUAUUAAUUGGUCUCUUAAUAAAAUUAGUCAUGAUUCAUGAAUGAAUAGAAUGUGACAAGUUAUUUAUUACUCAAAUAGUUGACGUUAUUGAGUCAUUUUAAUUCAAUUCAACAUUUAGUUUAGACUCGAGUUUCUCGUGCGUGCCAAAUUUGUGUGAUUUUGCAUUCAUUUCAUUACAUUGUCACCCGGAAGUAAAAUUUUGAAGAUGACGGCGAUAAAUAUUUGGAGCAGUGCGUUCUUAUCAGUGCUUAUCUUGUGGAGUGGAGUAGAUGGAGCUCACACGCAGCAAGACUCCGGAAAACAAACGUGGUCGUAUGUGGAAGUUCGCCCCGGAGCCCACAUGUUUUGGUGGCUGUACUACACCACAGCCCCCGUCCCCACGCCGACGACCCGUCCACUCGUCCUCUGGCUGCAAGGCGGCCCCGGCGCGAGUUCGACCGGCUUCGGAAACUUUGCAGAAAUCGGACCGCUCGAUGUUUCCCUGCAGAAUCGAACCCACACGUGGCUCAAUUAUGUGAAUCUCCUCUUCGUCGACAAUCCGGUCGGAUGUGGGUUCAGUUAUGUGAACGAUACGAAGCUCUUGGUCACGAAUAAUUCCCAAAUUGCGGACGAUCUGGUGGAAAUGUUGAGCAAAUUUUUGGACAAAGUUCCCGACUUUCAGACCACGCCGUUGUAUAUUUUUGCGGAAUCGUAUGGAGGCAAAAUGGCGGCACAGUUUGCCCUCAGAGUGUGGAAAUUGGUGGAGAAGGGGAAGAUCAAGUGUAAUUUGAAGGGCGUCAACCUUGGCGACUCUUGGAUAAGCCCGGUCGACUCUGUCCUUACUUGGGCGCCCUACCUGUUUUCCACCUCGCUCGUCGACAAUCCCGGAUUCGCCGCGGUGAACGCGUCCGCCUACGCGGUGAAGGCAGCCGUGGACAAAGGUCUCUUCCCAGAAGCCACGGCCCUGUGGGAUCAGACGGAAGAAAUCAUCAACAAGGUCACGAAUGGAGUCAACGUGUACAAUAUUCUCGCCCCAGUUGACCCCGAUGAUGUCAGCAAAAGCAAAAGGUCACAAAAUAUGGUUGAGGAACCUCAACCAAAAUCACCAUCCGUCGCAGAAAUCAUGUCGCAAUUCUUCACUCAUGGACAAACCGGAAGUGCGACAUUGCCUCGUCACGACCAUAAACGACCCUUGACCUCAGCUUAUCUCCGGGCCACGUCGCCCGACCCCUUGACCGUCCUAAUGAACGGGUCGAUUAAAGAGAUGCUGCGUAUAAUUCCACCCAAUGUGACGUGGGGAGGCCAACAACACCUCGUUUUCGACGCGUUGAAAGGCGACUUUAUGCGGCCGGUGGUGCACGUGGUGGAAAACUUGUUGAACAACACGCCCCUCGCGGUCAACGUGUACUCGGGACAGUUGGAUCUUAUCGUGGAUACGAUGGGGACAAUGAAAUGGGUGGAGGAAAUGAACUGGGCUGGCGUCCCGGAGUGGUCAAAGGCCAACAGAAAACCCGUUCUGGUCAACAAUUCGACCGAAAUCUUUAUCAAAACGUAUAAGAAUUUCGGCUUUUACUGGGUUCUCAAGGCUGGCCACAUGGUUCCAGCCGACGCGCCGGAAACAGCGGCGGAAAUGUUACAGAUUAUCACACAACUUAAAAAGUGAGCCUUCGGAAGAAGAUAAGGUGACGCCAAAAUGAUAUUCGAGAGACUGCAAAGCCUGAUAAAAUGGUGCAUGCUUAAUUUUAGGGCGAAUUUUUUGCCAAUUUCUGGUCACAAUUUAUUACCAAUUAUGGUGCUAUUUGUAUGUAAAUAAGUAUAACAAUUUAUUCAUUCAGAUUUUUUUCUUUGUAAUUCAUUUUAUUUUUCAUUUCGUAAUUUAUUUCAUAAUACAUUUCAAAAAAAGCUAAUAUGUUUUUGUAAGUUUUUGCAAACAUUGCACUUCCUGUUCUGUUCCUCCUCCAUCCAGGUUUUAAAAAAAUGUUACAUAAUAUUUAUUCCUCUUUGUAAACUAUCUCUUAAAAAAACUCUGCAAAAUAUCAGUGCAGAAAUCAUGCAAAAAUUGUACCCAUUUAAAAA
Molecule: messenger RNA, 2135 nt
Organism: Folsomia candida
Lineage: Eukaryota; Metazoa; Arthropoda; Collembola; Entomobryomorpha; Isotomidae
Product: retinoid-inducible serine carboxypeptidase
Exons: 8
Coding region: 286-1722 (478 amino acids)
Biological process (GO): proteolysis
Molecular function (GO): serine-type carboxypeptidase activity
Source: RefSeq, a predicted model, not a curated record